Ahaetulla prasina is the source of this 1682-nucleotide messenger RNA. Its product is annotated as membrane-spanning 4-domains subfamily A member 4A-like. The transcript has 5 exons. Lineage: Eukaryota; Metazoa; Chordata; Lepidosauria; Squamata; Colubridae. The coding region runs from base 165 to 626 and encodes 153 amino acids. Gene Ontology annotation, cellular component: membrane. The record is from RefSeq and is a predicted model, not a curated record.
CGCCCAACUCUAAGGAAGAAGAAGGAGGAGGAGGAGGAGGAGGAGGAGGAGGAGGAGGAGAAGACAGGAGCCGGGACGCUACUCUUCCCACGAAACUCCGGCUGGCUCCCCAGCAUCCUUGGAUUUGCUGGCCUAGAAGAGCCGCCCUUCUUGCAAAGCCCAGCAUGGAUUCUCCUCUAAACCUGGAUCCAGGGUCCCCGUCUUCCACCACUCGGACGGAUCUUCCAGUCCCCCUGAAGAAGUUUUUUCAGGGUGAACCUCUGGCUCUGGGGGUGCAAGGCGCGCUGGCAAUGAAUGCGAUAAGCGCCAUAACGGCUGGUAUUGGCAUCAUAUUCCUGGGUCUCACAAUCACAAUUUUUACCUUUCAUUUCAAGUAUAUUUGCUCUAAACAUGGAAUAGAAUCUAGGGAAAGCUGUCCUGAAAUUUAUAAAAUGGAAGGAAUUUUGGCUGUUCUUACUGUGUUCAAUCUCCUGGAGCUCUGCAUCGCCACCUCUUUUGCAUCGUUUGGCUGUAAGAUGCUCUGCCGAAAUGCCUUCACUGAAACGGUUGUGGUCAUUUAUCAGAAUGCGCCUCCUGCCAGUGCUGAAAAUCCAUCCAUCGGCUGCAAAGAGCCAGAAUCCCCCUGAGUGGCUUUCCCGUCAUGGCAGCUAUUCCGGAGUGCAUUGGCUCCUGCAAAAUGGAAGCCUUCAGCUUUUUUAAGGAAUUACAUUGGACUUUUUACUCAGGGGAAGAUAAAAAUAUUGAAUGGGCUAAGCAAAGCACCACGUAAAAGGUCUUGAGAAUGUUGCUGUUCUUUGUUGCUGGUUAAAAUAUUUCCGUAUAUGAUGGUUGGCACCUGUACCAAGUUAUGUUUUGCUGUUGGAAAAUGCCCUGUUGGUGGGUUUAUAAAACAUGUUAUGGAUAAACCAGAGUUCCCCGAUUAUAAUGGUUGCAUCACAGACCAGGCAAAGUCCAAAACUCACCUCGACAGAGCUUAGCAACCAUCAAAUGCUUGCAACCCAUUCCAGAAAUUGAUGUGUGGGAUGUAAUUGUGUUCAUGGGAAUUGUUCAAAUAAAAGGCUCAGCAGCCAUAUAUAGUCCCAUGAAAAUGAAAGAGCCAAAUUUAUAGCCAGAACUUAACAUUUUUAGCCAAUUUGUUCUAGUGGUUGAAAUACCAGGCUAGAAACCAGGAGACUGUGAGUUCCAUGUUCUAGUCCCACCUUAUAUAGAAAAGCCAGCUGGGUGACUUUAGGCCAGUCCCUCCCUCGGCCCAACUCACUUUGUUUUGGUGGGGGGGAAAAAGGAAGAGGAAGGAACGUUAGCUACGUUUGCUACCUUAAAUUUUUUAGAAAAAUAAUAAAGACAGGCUAUAAAUGUAUAGAUCAGAAGACAAGGCUUGUGGAACAACUUGCCUCCAGAAGCUGCGAAUGCUCCAACACUGGAGGUUUUUAAGAAGAUGUUGGAUAACCAUUUGUCUGAAGUGAGUGGUGUAGGGUUUCCUGCCUAAGCAUGGGGUUGGACUAGAAGACCUCGAAGGUCUCUUCCCACUCUGGUAUUCUAUUCUAUUCUAUUCUAUUCUAUUCUAUUCUAUUCUAUUCUAUUCUAUUCUAUUCUAUUCUCCUCUCCUCUCCUCUCCUCUCCUCUUCUCUUCUCUUCCUUUCUCUUCUCUUCUCUUCUCUUCUCUUCUCUUCUCUUCUCUUCUC